This is a messenger RNA of Brassica napus (rape), 2390 nucleotides long. Its product is annotated as protein RRP6-like 1. The transcript is spliced from 13 exons. The record is from RefSeq and is a predicted model, not a curated record. NCBI's taxonomy places the organism in Eukaryota, Viridiplantae, Streptophyta, Magnoliopsida, Brassicales, Brassicaceae. The coding region runs from base 96 to 2270 and encodes 724 amino acids. Gene Ontology annotation, biological process: TRAMP-dependent tRNA surveillance pathway; nuclear polyadenylation-dependent CUT catabolic process; histone mRNA catabolic process. Gene Ontology annotation, molecular function: nucleotide binding; nucleic acid binding; 3'-5'-RNA exonuclease activity. Gene Ontology annotation, cellular component: nucleolus; nuclear exosome (RNase complex).
CCCUUGUUAAAUUACUUCUAUUAAGAUAGAAACGAGUGGUUAAUUUUCUACUGAAUAGAAUUUCUUCCUCCUGCGGCGACAAUAAGCUAAUAAGCAUGGCAGCCGACGAUUCCCCGGGGCUGAAAUCUCUGGAGGCGUUGAUUGGUGGUUCUCUCCCGGAGAAUCUCUCGAAGCUAUCUUCUACUUGUCUUGCAAUUCCAGCGAAUAAGGAUUUCCAUUUUCUCUGCAAUUUCGAUGAGUUCAAGCUUCGGAUUGAUGAGAUUUCAGGGAGCUCGCAGUGUGUUCUUGAGACGAUCGGUGGCUUCUGUCGGAAACCGAUGAGAUAUUCAGGGGAUGUUGUAGGAGAUGAUGCGUAUGACUGGCUUGUUAACCUGAACGAUGAAGUUCUCCAGAGAAUUGAUUUGGAUUUGGAAGACACAAUGAAGAAGGAAACUGAUUCGAAACAUGGAAAGGCAAAGGUUUCGUUUCAUAUAGCAACGAUAAAGAAGCCUCAGGAGGAGUAUAAGAUUUUGGUGAACAACGCAAAUGUACCGUUUGAGCAUGUUUGGUUGGAGAAGAAGGAGAACAAUCUAGGCUUUAUUCAUCCACUGGAGAAACUUUCAGUGAUGGACUUUGUUGAUAAAGAUAUAUCAGAGAUGAAACCUGUUGAACCCCUCUCUUUGGAAGGAAUUCCAUUCAAGCUUGUUGAAGAAAUCAAUGAUCUGAAGGAUUUAGCUGCGAAAUUGUCUAGUGUUGAUGAGUUUGCUGUUGAUCUGGAGCAUAAUCAGUAUAGGUCUUUUCAAGGAUUAACAUGCUUGAUGCAAAUAUCUACCAGAACGGAGGAUUAUAUAGUCGAUACAUUCAAGCUUUGGGAUCACGUUGGUACAUAUCUCAGGGAUAUCUUCAAAGACCCUAAAAAGAAAAAGGUUAUGCAUGGAGCAGAUCGAGAUAUUAUUUGGCUUCAACGUGACUUCGGCAUAUAUGUUUGCAAUCUCUUUGACACAGGACAGGCCUCAAGGGUGCUAAAGCUGGAGAGAAAGAGUCUUGAAUUUCUUCUGAAACAUUAUUGUGGAGUUGCUGCAAAUAAACAAUACCAAAAUGCAGACUGGAGAAUACGACCCCUUCCAGAUGUAAUGACAAGAUAUGCUAGAGAAGAUACACAUUAUCUUUUGUAUAUUUAUGAUGUAAUGCGAGUAGAUUUGCACACGGUAGCAAAAGAAGACGAGAAACCUGACUCCCCUCUGGUAGAGGUUUAUAAGCGCAGCUAUGAUGUGUGCAUGCAACUAUAUGAGAAAGAGCUUCUGACUGAGAAUUCAUAUCUUCACAUUUAUGGGGUUCAGGCAGCUAAUUUCAAUGCGGUUCAACUUGCCAUUGUUGCGGGGCUUUGUGAAUGGCAAGAUCGGAUUGCACGAGCAGACGAUGAGAGCACUGGUUAUGUAUUACCAAACAAAACUCUUCUUGAAAUAGCGAAAGAGAUGCCAAUUAAUGUGGGAAAGUUGCGACGGUUGUUUAAGUCAAAGCUUCCUUACAUCGAGCGUAAUGUUGACGCGGUGAUCAGUGUCAUCAGGCGAUCAAUGCAAAAUGCAGCGGCGUUCGAGCCAGUUGUUCAAUCCUUAAAAACAUGGCAUCCUGGAACGGUCUUUGAGAAUAAUAUUGAAAGCACCGUUGAGGAAACAUGCACAGAAGCUGUUGUAGCUUCUUCUCUGAGUUCAAAGAAGUUUUUGCAGGUUGAAAAUGACAUCGGGGGCGUCAGGACCACAGUCUCGCAUGGUUCAGGAAAGGUUAGUGUGGAUGUUUCGGAGGAACAAAGCGGUGGUUUUGGAGCUUUGCCUUCAAAGAGGAAGUUUGGAAAUGAGAACAAGGUGAUAACUAAUGCUUACAUAGAGAUUAAGAAAAAGCUUGGAUCAAUCGGUUAUUACCAAUCUAUUGAGAAUAUGCAGGCAAAUGAAGAGGUCAAAGUGUCCAAGUCAAAGCCAGCAUGUGUCUCUAAGCCAGAUGAGGUAAUUAUUCUAUCGGAUGACAAUGAUGAGUAUGGUGAAGAAACAUCGGAACCCGAAGAUGCGGCGGAUAGUGUUUCAGAAACGCCUUUUAAGGGACCGGAUGUAUCAAUUAACGUGAAGACAUUUGGUCCGGAUAUUAUCGUGUUAGAUGAUGAUGACUCAGAUGAUGAUGACUCGGAUAAUGACUCAGAAGCUGGAGAUGGUAGGGAAAGGGAAGUUGAAAGGAUGAAUAAGAUAAGUGAACAGCAGGGGAAAUUCAUGAGUUUGAAACCGGGCUUUCUCAACAUUUAGCUGUUUGAUUAGCUUUUGUAGUACAGUGUUUCAAUGAAUUUCUGUCCCUUAUUUUGUAUUUCUCGUUUGUAUACAAUGUAUUUUGACUUAUAUAUUAAUGUACUUUUAGUGUUCCCAAAA